Molecule: messenger RNA, 2165 nt
Organism: Bombyx mandarina (wild silkworm)
Lineage: Eukaryota; Metazoa; Arthropoda; Insecta; Lepidoptera; Bombycidae
Product: catalase-like
Biological process (GO): hydrogen peroxide catabolic process; response to hydrogen peroxide
Cellular component (GO): cytoplasm; peroxisome; mitochondrion
Molecular function (GO): heme binding; catalase activity
Source: RefSeq, a predicted model, not a curated record
GACUGUUCACCUUGAUUUGAACAGUUAGCUGUCUCCGGAGAAGUGGUUUCGAUCGCUUAAAAAACUAUAAGAGCUGUUUUGUCACUUUUACAUAAUAAUGUUCAUAAUAGGUUCUUGUACACUGCGUGUAUUAAAUUUGUAACAAUUGCCGCUUGAGAAAUUUCAUUGCGCUCAUAAAUCAGUCUUGGCCAUUCAACGACAAGGUCGCAAUACUGCAGUAUAAAGUCUGAUCGGUAGACGUCGGACAGAUUGUUCUAGUUUUCGUAAAAUGCACUGUAGUGGUGCUUAGUGAGAGAUAAUGUUGCGUUUGACGAUAGCGUUGCUUGCGAUGGCCGCGGUGGCAAAAACUGGGAACGAGCCAGCGCCGGCAGCCCAGCAGAUAGUCGCGUUCAAACAGAGAACAUCGGGACCCAUCGGUAUUAUGACAACGAGUGCUGGAUCGCCGAUCGAACUCAAAGAUGCGAGUAACACAUUGAACUCAAAUCUCAUAUUCAAUGAAUAUUUUAUGGAUUCAUUAACGCAUUUAGUACGAGAGAGGAUUCCCGAGAGGUUGGUGCAUGCAAAAGCGGGUGGAGCAUUCGGUUAUUUUGAAGUUACGCAUGAUAUUACGAGCAUUUGUAAAGCCAAAUUAUUUAGUAAAAUCGGAAAGAAAACCCCAGUGGCAGCAAGAUUUUCUCCAGUGGUAGUCGAAAGGGGAGGUACUGACACUUCAAGAGAUGCGCGCGGGUUCGCCAUUAAAUUUUACACUGAAGACGGUAAUUUUGAUAUCGUGGGAUUCAAUACCCCCAUGUACGUUUACAAAGAUCCUCUGCUUUUUCCGACAUUUGUACGAGCUCAAAAACGAAAUCCAGCUACUAACUUAAUAGACGGUAAUAUGCUGUGGGACUUUUUGACGUUGCAACCGGAAAGCUUGCAUAUGUUUUUGCUUGUAUUUGGAGAUAGAGGCAUACCAGAUGGUUACAGGCAUAUGCCAGGGUUUGGCAUUCACACUUAUCAAGUUGUCAAUGAGAGUGGAGAGAAGCACUUUGUUAGAUUUCAUUUUAUUCCUGACGCUGGUAUUAAAAAUCUAAACUCUAAACAAGCACAGAAAAUAUCCGGCAUUGAUCCUGAUUACGCCACCAGAGAUUUGUAUAAUGCGAUAGGAAAGGGUAAAUUUCCGAGUUGGUCUGUCAGUAUCCAGAUAUUGACAUUAGACGAUGUCAAAAAUGCACAAUUCGAUGUUUUUGACGUGACAAAAAUAUUACCCCAAGAUGAAUUUCCCCUAAAGCCACUCGGUCGUUUUGUUUUGAACAAAAAUCCGACGAACUAUUUCGCGGAAAUAGAACAGUUGGCGUAUAGCCCAGCAAAUCUUGUGCCGGGCAUUUUGGGUGGACCGGACAAAGUAUUCGAAGCUAGACGCUUAGCUUACAGAGACGCUCAAUAUUACCGGUUAGGUGUUAACUUUAAUAAAAUACCGGUAAAUUGUCCGAUUCAAAAUCACGUACUUGCUUACAAUCGCGAUGGUCGACCUCCCGUUAAGGAUAAUGGAAAAGAUACCCCCAAUUAUUAUCCUAACACGUUCAAUGGACCGGUGCCUUACAAAGAUGAGAAUAGAGUUGACCUUAUCGAGAUAUACCAAGAUGAUCCUAACAACUUCGAUCAGGCUAGAGAGCUGUAUAUGAACGAAAUGACGAAAGAGGAACGAAACAGACUUGUCGAAAACAUUCUGUAUAGUCUUGGUGGUGCUAUCGAAGAAUUGCAGGAUAGAGCAGUGAAAUUUUUCACAAUCAUACACCCAGAUCUUGGUUACAGAAUAUCUCAAGGUUUAAAAGUGAACCGAACGUCGUACUACUGGGAUGAUGAAUAGCUUAAUAAUAAUUAGAUAAAUUAUCAAGAUCAAAACACACAUGGUCAUCUGGACCUAGAUCUGUAUUUAGGAGGUAGACACUUACAAAACAUACUUAUAUAUACGUUUACAUCAUGCAUAUAUGUGUAUGUACAUACAAAGGUAUAAAUGUCGCUAAUGAACAUCCAGAUACAGAGCGAACAAAUCUCUCGUCACCGGAACGUUUGCCCGAAGGGGGAAUCGAACGCACAACCCCAAUUCAUAAUACUGGUUAAUUAAUAUUUUACCAAAAAAAAUUGUUAAUUGUGGAAAGCACGCUUCAACGUCAUAACGUUCAAUG